Messenger RNA from Ostreobium quekettii, 915 nucleotides. Lineage: Eukaryota; Viridiplantae; Chlorophyta; Ulvophyceae; Bryopsidales; Ostreobiaceae. The record is from the annotation of a GenBank genome assembly.
AUGGCGCAGACUCCUCAAAGGCCGGGGACCUCACACAGCGCGCCGCAGCUGGGGAGCUGCCUGUGGCCCCCGCCCACGCCCCAGAGGUUGCACCAGCGCCAUCAACGGCGGCACCGGUGCCCCGCCCAUGGGCCCAUUGGUGACGCCGCGCCUGGCAAGGGCCUCGACCGUCCAUGGAUCGAGGCGUCUGCGCAGCCCAUCAUGGCGCCCCGGUCUCAGGAGCUGGGAGGAGAUCCGUUUUCGCUUCUUUUGAAGCAGAGAAUCGUGGUUUUGGGCGGCGAGGUGAACGACUUCGUGGCGGAUGCGGUCGUGAGCCAGCUCCUGCUGCUGGACGCCCAGGAUUCCAAGAAAGAUAUCAAGCUCUUCAUCAACUCGCCAGGUGGAUCUGUGACGGCGGGAAUGGGCAUCUAUGAUGGGAUGCAGUUGUGCAAGGCUGAUGUGCAGACCUACUGCUUUGGCAUUGCUGCAUCGAUGGGCGCAUUCCUGCUGGGGGCAGGUGCUAAAGGCAAGAGAUACAGCAUGCCCAAUGCACGAAUAAUGAUCCAUCAGCCCCUUGGUGGCGCUAGUGGACCAGCUGCGGACAUUGAGAUUCAGGCGCGGGAGAUUAUGUUCCACAAGGCCAACAUCAAUCGCAUCAUGGCAGCCUACACAGGGCAACCCGUGGAGCAGAUUGAAGAGGACACAGACCGCGAUCGGUACAUGUCACCCCUUGAGGCCAAGCAGUACGGCCUCAUCGACCACAUCAUUGGCGGAGAUGAUGCUGGCUUGCAGAUUGAAGGCAGCCUGACCGACUUCCCCAAGACCAAGGAGGAGUAUGUCAACUGGGGUGAUAGUGAAGAGGAUGGCUCACGCGGGUCAAGGUUCACCAAGCCACUUGAGCCAUACACAAAGCCCCUUGAGAAUGACAGUGCAUAG